GCCGAACUGAGCAUCAUCAUGCGGCACCAGAAAGGUUCAACGGCGAAAAAUGCAUUCCAACUUCCGCUUCAAUUCCUCAGCAAACACUAUGGCUAAGAAAUCAAAAUGCGAUUUUCUUCUAACUCAUCAUUCCCUUUCAUCUCUUCUUUCUCGCCUUUGUUCUUACCUUUAAAAUCCUCGUUGUUCACUCUCUUCCCUACUCAUACUUGCCACUCCCUUCUGAAACCCUAGUUUUCUUCAAGUCCGGAUUUCGAAGUUUCAGCUCUGAAUCUUGAACAGCUUAGCAGCCCGAUAAUUUGAACUUCCCUGUAUAUAUGUUUCUUAGUUUGUUGCUUAACUUGACCUUUGUUUUUACGUUUUUGUAAUAUAGUUGCUAAACAAUAAAAGAAACUCCAUUGAUUAAUUCAAUUGGUCCUGUUGCAUUAUAAGGAGUUUGGGUUUGUGGGUGUUUUUCUACUUGUCGUAUUCAAAAUUUUUGGAGAUGACAUUCCAAUCUUGGGUUCUUACUCAGCCAGUCUUCACUUCUGGCUCCAAAUUACUUUACACUGCCCCUGAGAAUCGGCCGAAAAGAAUGCCGAUGAAAGUUUUGGCGAAUAUUAGUAGUUACCCAUUUCCCUUCGUAUCAAAUUGUGUUGGCCCAUCCGCUUCUAGAAGCUUUUCUGCUUCCCCAUAUGGGGACAAUGACAGGUUACUUGGUAGAGCUCACUUGAGAUGUUUAUGUAGAAGUAAUGACUAUUUGGGCGGAAACAAUUCUGUUUCAAAAGUAAAUGUGGAGUUUAUUCUGGAAUUAGUGAAGAAGGGAAUUAUUCUGGCUGCAAUGGUAUGUGGUAUAUCGGUCGUUGGAUGUCAACGAGUCUUCGCAAUUGAAGGUGUAGUAAACGCUGGAUAUGGAGUUAUUGGACAGAGCGUAUUGUUGCUCAGAAAUGCAUGGCCUAAGGUGUUACAAGUUCUUCGGAUGUUUAAGGAGCAAGGUUUGGUACUGGUAUUUCUUUUGGGUCUUUCAGCGUUUUUCUCCAUGGCCGAGACUUCAAUUACUACCCUUUGGCCUUGGAAGGUUCGUGAGUUGGCUGAAAAGGAGUCCGAAAAUGGUGUCUUUAGACUGCUCCGAAGUGAUGUUACUCGGUUCCUUACAACUAUACUUAUUGGCACGACUGUAGUCAAUAUUGGAGCAACAGCCCUGGUCACGGAAGCUGCAACUGCUAUUUUUGGUGAAGCUGGUGUUAGUGCAGCAACAGGAGUGAUGACGGUUGCCAUUUUGCUUCUCACUGAAAUCACUCCAAAGAGUAUAGCUGUUCAUAAUGCAACAGAGGUGGCCCGAUUUGUUGUCCGGCCAGUGGCUUGGCUUUCUCUGGUAUUGUACCCAGCAGGAAGAAUUGUCACUUACCUUUCAAUGGGGAUGCUGAAAUUGCUUGGCUUAAAAGGAAGAAGUGAACCCUAUGUAACUGAGGAUGAACUGAAAUUGAUGUUAAGAGGUGCAGAGUUGAGUGGGGCAAUAGAGGAGAAGAACAAGGAUAUGAUUGAAAAUGUGCUGGAGAUAAAAGACACUCAUGUCAGAGAAGUCAUGACACCCCUUGUUGAUGUUGUCGCGAUUGAUGCAAGUGCAAGCCUUGUAGAUUUUCACCACUUGUGGGUCACUCAUCAAUACUCAAGGGUGCCUGUUUUUGAGCAGCGUGUUGAUAAUAUAAUGGGUAUUGCAUAUGCAAUGGAUCUCCUGGACUAUGUUCAAAAGGGUGAGCUACUAGAAAGUACCACUGUUGGAGACAUGGCACACAAGCCCGCAUAUUUUGUUCCUGAUUCAAUGUCUGUUUGGAAUCUUCUCAGAGAGUUCCGAAUCCGGAAAGUUCACAUGGCGGUUGUGCUUAAUGAGUAUGGUGGAACUGUGGGAAUUGUAACUCUAGAAGAUGCUGUUGAGGAAAUUGUUGGUGAAAUCUUUGAUGAAAAUGAUUCAAAGGAGGAGAUACAGAAAAAAACUGGGUACAUUGUCAUGCGAGCCGAGGGUAUAUUUGAUGUGGAUGCAAAUACAUCAAUAGAUCAGCUCUCUGAAGAUUUGAACAUCAAGAUGCCAGAGGGUCAUCAAUAUGAGACAGUUUCAGGCUUUGUGUGUGAAGCAUUUGGCUAUAUCCCAAGGACAGGUGAGAGUGUCAAGGUGGUUCUUGAAAGGGAAGAUGAAGAUGAAAAUGACGAGUCUAAUGGUGAUAACCAGGAGGCAAAGGAGAAGUAUCAAAUUUUCAAACUCGAGAUACUAGCAGGAAAUGCUAGAAAAGUGAGCGCUGUUCGGUUUGAACGAAUAAACAAUGAAGAAGAAAUGUUGGAGAGCAAGGAAGUAACUAGGCUGGUCCCAAAAAUCAUGAAGAGAAGAUGGAAUGAUGAAGAAGAUUCGGAUAGCGCGGAAUAUGAUGGAGAAGCAUUCUCAGAGAGACCCCAGGACAGCCUAUCUGAUGAAGUUGAACAUGAAGCCAAAAAUGCUCAUGACCGUUCGUGAUUUGUUUGCUUGUUUGUUUUUGGGGGGCUUUGUGCUAUUCUUGCAACAUCAUAAAAUGAUGUGAAGAUUGGGGGGAGAGAGAGACUUGAAAAGAAUGAGAAUAAUUCAUUGGAUAAUAGGGAGAUUAGUGGGAUGAGAUGCAUUUGCAUCGUCGGCUUUAUUUGCGGCUUGUAUUUUCUUCCUCUAUAAUAAAAGGGAAGUAUUUCAUUCAAAAGAAACUGUACAGAUAAAAACGAGGAAGCCUACAGUAGAAGGUGCUGGAAUUUAUUUCA
Molecule: messenger RNA, 2754 nt
Organism: Neltuma alba
Lineage: Eukaryota; Viridiplantae; Streptophyta; Magnoliopsida; Fabales; Fabaceae
Product: putative DUF21 domain-containing protein At3g13070, chloroplastic
Exons: 14
Coding region: 482-2482 (666 amino acids)
Molecular function (GO): flavin adenine dinucleotide binding
Source: RefSeq, a predicted model, not a curated record